GGCAGAGAGAGUACUUUGUGUACAGAAUAAAUAUUGAUACAAACCAAAGCAAGGGUCCAAUUGAUCUGUGUGAGCGUAACAGGAGCAGAGCUGGUCUCCAUGCUGUGUUUGACUGCACACUGGAUGUGGAUGCCACUUUCUGAACUUGGUCCCCCUGCAAAGUGACGGUCACAGGAAAAGGCUGAAGACGCCCUGCUGGCGAGGACACUUGACCCCUCUUUCUGUGGAUGAGCGGGGCCUGCUGAUCUGACCACGGUGCUCUCGGAGGGGGAGGAAAGGUCAUGAAUCAGUGACUUUGAGGAAGAGGCCAAGGAAGACGAACAGGGGAGACUUUGCAGGGCUAAUGUGUGACAGGAAGAGCUCCAGAAGGCAUGCAGGAAAGAGGGAGUCAUCCUCGCGCUCGAGUGAAUCAGGGUCGCGCUCGGCAGAUGCUGCAGCACCCGAGGUACCCAUAGUCAUCCCAGAUGUGAAGGAGUUUCUUGCCAAAGCCAAAGAAGAUUUCCUGAAGAAAUGGGAGAAUCCAGCACAGCAAACUGCGGCAUUGGACCACUUUGAGCGUUUGAAGACUUUAGGCACCGGUUCGUUUGGCCGAGUCAUGCUGGUUAAACACAAAGAGUCGGGCCAGCAUUUUGCCAUGAAAAUACUUGACAAACAGAAGGUAGUGAAGCUGAAGCAGAUAGAACACACACUGAACGAGAAACGUAUCCUGCAAGCUGUCAGCUUUCCCUUUCUGGUGCGACUGGAGCACUCUUUUAAGGACAACAGUAAUCUGUAUAUGAUAAUGGAGUAUGUACCCGGCGGCGAAAUGUUCUCCCACUUAAGGAGAAUCGGUAGAUUCAGUGAACCACACGCCCGCUUCUACGCAGCCCAGAUUGUACUGACCUUUGAAUACCUUCACUCGCUGGAUCUCAUCUACCGAGAUCUUAAACCGGAGAACCUGCUCAUCGACCAGCAAGGUUACAUACAGGUAACAGAUUUUGGAUUCGCAAAAAGGGUGAAGGGCCGAACCUGGACGCUUUGCGGCACCCCAGAAUAUCUGGCACCAGAGAUCAUCCUCAGUAAGGGUUACAAUAAAGCAGUGGACUGGUGGGCUCUGGGAGUGCUGAUAUAUGAGAUGGCUGCUGGUUACCCCCCCUUCUUUGCUGACCAGCCUAUUCAGAUUUACGAGAAGAUUGUAUCAGGGAAGGUUCGCUUUCCCUCCCACUUCAGCUCAGACCUGAAGGAUCUGUUGAGAAAUUUGCUGCAGGUGGACCUGACCAAGCGCUUUGGCAACCUCAGGAACGGAGUCAACGAUAUCAAGGGCCACAAGUGGUUCGCCACCACUGAUUGGAUCGCCAUCUACCAGAGGAAGGUGGAAGCUCCCUUUAUUCCUAAGUGCAAAGGCCCUGGUGACACGAGCAACUUUGACGACUACGAGGAAGAGGAAAUCAGAGUCUCCUUCACAGAGAAGUGUGCAAAGGAGUUUGCUGAGUUCUAGAUUCCAACCAUGAGUAGCGGAGGGGAGAGAGAGAGAGAGACAGACAGACAGACAGACAGGGGUUUAGAAAGUAAAAAGGCGAAGGAAGGGAGUGCUAGGGUGGACUGCUAACUUGCUUAUUUGUAAUGACGACAACAAUGUAAUCCCCCCCCCCCUUCCCCCCUCUAACCCCCAAAUGGAAAGGUAGGCAAAGCGAAGAAAGAUCCAACAGAACCAGCAGUGUUGCCUUCUCUGAUUGUUUCUCAACUGUUAUCUAUUCAUUUUAUUUAUCCCUCUUGUGUUUGCGACAGGGGCUCGAGGAGAACAGGCAUAGGUUGUGGCAGUCCAGCUAUACUUGUAUCUUUCUGACGGUGUAAUGACACGUUUUUCAGUCUUUGCAGGUUGAGGCAUUGAUUUUCUGUUAAGGUACUGAAUCUGCUAGGCUCCUUUUUUUUUUUUUUUUUUUUUUUUUUUUUUUCUCUUUGGUUUUUUUUUUUUUUUGGAACGGGCCCUUUCGACAAGCUUCUCAAAGAGCGAUAGUUGUAUCUUGUCACCCUGGU
Anoplopoma fimbria (sablefish) is the source of this 2016-nucleotide messenger RNA. It is a transcript of the gene prkacaa, whose product is annotated as protein kinase, cAMP-dependent, catalytic, alpha, genome duplicate a. The transcript has 10 exons. Gene Ontology annotation, cellular component: nucleus; cAMP-dependent protein kinase complex. Gene Ontology annotation, molecular function: ATP binding; cAMP-dependent protein kinase activity; protein kinase A regulatory subunit binding. The record is from RefSeq and is a predicted model, not a curated record. Bases 344 to 1477 code for a protein of 377 amino acids. Gene Ontology annotation, biological process: peptidyl-serine phosphorylation. NCBI's taxonomy places the organism in Eukaryota, Metazoa, Chordata, Actinopteri, Perciformes, Anoplopomatidae.